AUGGAGACUAUUCCCAACAACUAUGGACUGAUAUUUGCCUGCACAUGUGGUGUGAUCUUGGGGAUUGGCUUCUGUGCAAACCUGCUAGUGUUCUCACUCUUUGCCAAGUACAACACCUUACGCAAGAACCGCCUGGACCUCCUGCUGCUGAGCAUGGCUCUGGCUGAUUUUCUGACCCUUCUCCUCAUCCCCUUCACCCUCCACUCUGCAGUGCGUCACGACUGGCCCUUGAGUGAUACCUUCUGCAAGAUCUACCAGUUUUCCCUGGCCUUCUCCCUUGCGGCCAGCACCUACUCCCUCUGUGCCGUCUCUAUAACAAGAGCCAUGAUCAUCACCAAUCCUCACCGGCCCCCGGAGAUGGACCUGGUCAUCUUCAUGUUCAUCAUGGUCUGGGCCCUCAGCUUUUUCAUCAGUUUCCCUCUGCGAAUCUUUGCCACAAAGGAAACCGGGACCGUAAAAAACUUCACCUUCUGUCUGCCCACAAUUCAUGAGCACCACUACCAGGUGGUCUUGGGACAGUUUGUCCUUUACUACUUCAUUCCCAUGCUGGUGAUUGCCUUCAACUACAUCCGGCUGGCCCUCUUUCUUCACAAGAGCCCCAUGAUGUCCAUGGCCAGCGCCAGAAACACCCGGCGAGCCUCCAUCAUGGUCUUUCUUGCUGCUGCUACCUUUUCCGUGUGUUGGCUUCCAGGUUAUGUGCUGGAACUGUGUGUCUACCUGGGGCUCUACCGCCACGGUCAGUCCUGGGAAAUGUUCUACUUUGUGUGUACAGUGCUGCAGUAUCUCCAUCCUUGUGUCAAUCCUGUGCUCUAUGUCCUUUUGUCCAAGAGGUACCGCCACAGAAGAGUUGGAUGGAUUUUCAACUGUCACAGAACCAAAGUGCAUCCUCAGAUUAUAAGCGUAACAGAAAGUUCUUCCUAA
Molecule: messenger RNA, 921 nt
Organism: Lepisosteus oculatus (spotted gar)
Lineage: Eukaryota; Metazoa; Chordata; Actinopteri; Semionotiformes; Lepisosteidae
Product: galanin receptor 2b
Biological process (GO): G protein-coupled receptor signaling pathway
Cellular component (GO): plasma membrane
Molecular function (GO): neuropeptide receptor activity
Source: RefSeq, a predicted model, not a curated record